Messenger RNA from Carya illinoinensis, 3020 nucleotides. Its product is annotated as MLO-like protein 11. The coding region runs from base 892 to 2787 and encodes 631 amino acids. The transcript has 16 exons. The record is from RefSeq and is a predicted model, not a curated record. Gene Ontology annotation, cellular component: membrane. NCBI's taxonomy places the organism in Eukaryota, Viridiplantae, Streptophyta, Magnoliopsida, Fagales, Juglandaceae. Gene Ontology annotation, biological process: defense response.
UAAUUCGGUUUUGUCUAACCAAACCAGCUAAUGAAUUUCUCGUCAAUUCAUUUUUGUAAUGUCAAUUCACUUCAAAAUAAAUUUCUCGUCGUCCGAUUAAAGCUCGGGAAGCAAUAUGCUUGAGGUCUCAAUUCAUGGCGGAGGUCUCGGAGGUUUUCUUCGGUCAUUAAUACGUGUUUUCAUUUUAUGUUGAUUUUUUAGUGUAAGUCGUCAGCAAUGUAACGAUACAGUGCACCAAAUGGUGGUUCUCCAAGCGUAAGAGGAAGAAAUUCAUGCAAGAUAAAUUAUGGGAUUUGACGAGGGACCAGCUGUCUCUUUCUAAAUCUGUUGUCAUAAUUGACGUAAAUUCGAGCUGAAUGCGGGUGCUGUAUUUUCCGAAGGGUAGAACAUGAGAGAAGUCUUUCUGGAGAAAAAGAGUCAGGCAUUUUGGUAAAAAUCGAAGCUGCAAAAAAAAUAUUAGUCCAGAGAAACGAGAAAGAGACCAGAGAGAGAGAGUGAUUAUAACUACUACUAGCUCACCAAGAAACCCGCAGUUCAAAUUGGGGUUACUUAAAAGUAGAUAUUUUUUCCAGUUGAAGGUGCUGGCAGUGACACUUUCCGGUUAGAGAGGUUCUUGAAGCUUUAUCUGAUUCCGAGACGAAGAUACAUGUUAUUUUUGGCUUGGGAAUAAGUAUUGAGGGAUACGCUUCUCUUUUUUGGAUUGGCCCCUUAUAUGUUUGUUUAUAUUUUGGUUAGUGCCACCUCAAAACUCUCUGUUUGAUUAAUGAAAUGAUGCAGUUUUGAUUCCAAAAAUAUUUUUGAGAAAACUCGCUGAGACCGGUGCGGGAUGGGAGUUAUUGGGGAGUAUUUGGUAUAAAGGUUUAAGGUCUGCUGGUAAAAUAGUUCAGAUUGAUGGAAAAACCACAAGAAAUGAGGUCUUUGGCCUUGACUCCCACGUGGUCUGUUGCUACUGUGUUGACGAUCUUUGUUGCCGUUUCUUUUCUCGUGGAACGAUCAAUCCACCGACUAAGCUCUUGGUUGCAGAAAACUAACCGAAAACCCUUGCUUGCAGCAGUGGAGAAAAUGAAAGAAGAGUUGAUGCUGCUUGGGUUUAUUUCUCUCCUUUUAACGGCUUCCUCAAGCAUGAUAUCCAAUAUCUGCAUCCCAUCGAAGUUCUAUGAUAGCAAGUUUGCUCCAUGCACCAUAUCAGAGAUUAAAAAGAAGUCAUCCCAGCACCGUAAUCUCUUGAUGGUUUCUGUUCUACCUCACUCCUUUAGGAGGAUGUUGAGUGACUUGAAUGAAAAAAAUACCUGCGGAGAGGGUCACGAGCCAUUUGUGUCGUAUCAAGGUCUCGAGCAGUUGCACCGGUUUAUAUUUGUCAUGGCAAUAACUCACAUAUCUUACAGUUGCUUAACGAUGUUGCUGGCAAUUGUGAAGGUUGUACAUUCUGUUAUUCAUAGUUGGAGGGUAUGGGAGAUUAAGGCUCACAUGGACCGGCACGGUUCAUUAACUGAAAUCAUGAGAGAGCAGACAUUGCAAAGGCAAUCAACAUUUGUCAAGUUUCACGCAUCAAAUCCUUUGUUCAGGAAUAGUCUCCUUGUUUGGUUGACAUGUUUCUUCCGGCAAUUUGGGCAUUCGGUGGUUCGUGCUGAUUACCUUACACUCCGUGAGGGCUUCAUCAUGAACCAUAAUCUCAAAUUAAAAUAUGAUUUUCAUGGCUAUAUGGUUCGCUCCAUGGAAGAAGAAUUUCAAAUGAUAGUUGGUGUGAGUGGUCCACUUUGGGGAUUCGCUGUUGCUUUAAUGCUGUUUGAUGUACACGGGUCUAAUCUCUAUUUCUGGAUAGCAAUCAUUCCUAUUGCUCUUGUUCUUCUGGUGGGCACAAAGCUGCAGCAUGUUAUUGCGACCUUGACAUUAGAGAAUGCAGGUAUAACUGGAUUCUUCACAGGAGCAAAGCUGAGGCCUCGAGAUGAUCUUUUCUGGUUUAAGAAGCCGGAACUAUUGUUGUCCUUGAUCCAUUUUAUUCUGUUCCAGAAUGCAUUUGAAUUGGCUUCAUUCUUUUGGUUCUGGUGGCAAUUUGGGUAUAAUUCUUGCUUUAUUGGGAAUCAUUUGCUCGUGUAUCUAAGGCUGGCUUUGGGGUUUGCUGGACAGUUUUUGUGCAGCUACAGCACCUUGCCUCUGUAUGCACUGGUUACUCAGAUGGGAACAAACUAUAAGGCAGCCUUAAUUCCUCAAGGGAUAAGAGAGACUGUCCACGAAUGGAGAAACAAAGCCAGAAGGAGAAGACUUGGUAUUUCCACUGAUAACUCCACAGUACACACGGAUACAAGCAUGGGAAUGUCAAUCGAGGAAGAUCGUGAGUUGCUUGAUGAUGCCGAGGAAGAUCGCGAGUUGCUUGAUGAUGCCCCUGAGACCUCCAGUGGUGCAUUCACUGAGAUUGAGAUGCAACCGACUUCUCCAAGUGCAACCAGCCCCUCUACAGUUGCCAAUGAAACCUCAAGCAGAGUGGGUGCACCCCUCCUUCAAUACUCCGCUUCAGUUUCUUCGUCAGCUACAUUGUCUUCCAGGACAGAAGAUUUUCAAAAAUGGCUGAGAAAAGCAAGAUCUUGUUCAUCGGAGGCCUCCCAAAAAUAUUUACAAAUUCAAUCAGCUUGCAGCAGUUUGGGAAAAGAAGAUUGGAAAAACCCUGGAGAAAAUUUAUGUUCCAGAGGAGAAACUUUUGAAGGACAUUCAAGAGUCCCCAAUUCCAGUCAAUGUGAUCUUGUCAAUCAACCAUUGGGCUCUUGUGAAGGGAGAUCAUACCAACUUUAAGAUUGAGCCAUCAUUUGGCUUGGAGGCUUCCGAGCUAUACCCAAAUGUCAAUACACCACUGGGGAUGAAUACCUGGACCAAUUUGUUUGAGAAAUCAAAACCCCAGCUUCUGUUUUUAUUAAUAUGGGAGACUCCAUGCUGGGAGUGUUUGUAGCUUUUCUCUUGUGAUUGAAAUGGGAUCCACUAAUUGUUUUUAGGGGUUAUAUAAAAUAAAAUCAAACCGUCUUCUCCUC